Camelina sativa (false flax) is the source of this 2535-nucleotide messenger RNA. The record is from RefSeq and is a predicted model, not a curated record. NCBI's taxonomy places the organism in Eukaryota, Viridiplantae, Streptophyta, Magnoliopsida, Brassicales, Brassicaceae.
AUGGUCAUAUCUUUUGUGUAUGCUGCUAAUGAUGAGGCUACACGACAAGCUUUAUGGGAUGAAUUGAUAAACAUCUCAAAUGAUGCAAGGCUCAAUGACAAGGCUUGGGCUUUACUUGGAUAUUUCAUUCAGAUAUUGCACCCAGAAGAACACUCUGCAGACGACGGCUCAUUGGCGGAUAGUCCUACAAGACUGUUUAGAGAAGUUAUGUUCAAUGCUUCCUUAACCGAUCUGAAUUUCAGAGGUCCUACCUUCACUUGGUGGAACAAAAGAAGAAGAGAUCCUGUCACCAAAAAACUGGAUCGUAUUCUGAUAAAUGAUCAAUGGACUACCAGCUUCCCAUCUUCCCUAAGGCUUUUUGGUGAGCCUAGUUUUUCCGAUCACGCCUCUUGUGGGAUAAGCUUUCGGUCAGCAGCCCCUAAGGCAAAGAAGCCGUUCAGAUUCUUCAACUUUCUGCUAAAGGACGAAGAUUUCAUCCCACUGAUCUGCCUGGAAUGGUUUUCUCUAAAUAUCACGGGUUCUACAAUGUUCAGGGUAUCAAACAAACUUAAAGCUUUGAAGAAAGUCAUUAGAGAUUUCAGCAGGGAAAACUACUCUGAUCUCGAGAAAAGAACAGAAGAAGCCCAUGAAAGCCUUUUCCAAGAUCAGAAUAGAAUGUUACAAUCUCCAUCUGUUGCUAAUGCGGAAAUAGAAUUGGAAAAACACAGGCUAUGGCUUAUUCUAUCUACUGCAGAGGAAAGUUACUUUCUCCAAAGAUCAAGAGUGACAUGGCUUAGGGAGGGAGACAGUAACACCUCCUAUUUCCACAAGAUGACCUCCUCUAGGCAAGCGCAAAACCACAUCCACUUCCUACUUGAUGGUAAUGGCAACAGAUUCGAAAGCCAACAAGAUAUUCAAAAUCAUUGUGUGGAUUAUUUCCAAAAAAACCUUGGAGGUGAGCAGGAUAAUCACAUCUUCCACCAAGAAGAUAUCACAAACCUCCUGAACUUUAGAUGCUCUCAAGCUCAGCAGUCACGUCUGGAAUCUCCUUUCACGGCAGAGGAGGUUAAAGCAGCUUUUUCUCGUUGCCAAGGAACAAGGCUAGUGGGCCUGAUGGCUUUUCCUCAGAAUUCUUUACCGGGUGUUGCCGGCAGACUCAAAGCCAUCCUCCCCUCGGUGAUCAGUCAUGCUCAGUCUGCUUUCAUGCUUGGUCGCUUGCUCCUGGAGAACGUCCUGCUCGCUACUGAAAUUGUUCAAGGCUACAAUAAGAAAGCGACUCCACCUAGUGCAAUGCUUAAGGUAGAUCUGCGAAAGGCAUUCGAUUCUAUAAGAUGGGACUUUCUUAUCGCAACCCUCAAAGCUGUUAACCUACCAGAGAAAUUCAUCGGCUGGAUCCAGGAGUGCUUAACCACUGCCAGUUUCUCACUAACAGUAAAUGGACACACUGGAGGUUUCUUCAAAAGUACUCAGGGAUUGAGACAAGGCGAUGCUAUGUCACCCUAUCUAUUUGUACUUGCCAUGGAGGUCUUCUCAGACGAUGUCAUGAUAUUCUUUGAUAGUAAUAGUUCAUCCUUGCAUGGUAUUUAUGAAACACUUGAGGAUUUUGCUGGUUGGUCGGGGCUGCACAUGAAUAGAGAUAAAACACAGUUAUUCCACUCUGUGCUGAGCCAAGCUGAUUCAAAUGCUCUAACAAGCUAUGGUUUUACAACUGGGAUGCUCCCUAAAAAAUAUAUGGGUUUGCCUUUGAUGAGUAGGAAAUUGAAAGUUGCAGAGUACGCUCCCCUUAUAGAGAAAAUCAAAGCCAGAUUCAACUCUUGGGCAACAAAAUCACUAUCCUUCGCUGAUAUAGUUCAGCUAAUUACCUCGGACAUUUCAGGUAUUGUCAAUUUCUGGAUUUCCACCUUCAUCCUCCCGCUGGGUUGUAUUAGACAAAUUGAAUCUUUAUGUUCUCGCUUCCUAUGGUCUGGUCAGAUCGAGAAAAAAGGUCUAGCAAAAAUCUCAUGGUCCCAGGUUUGUCUUCCUAAGUCUGAAGGGGGAAUUGGUUUAAGAAGGUUCGCUACUUGGAAUAGAACCUUGUGCUUACGAAUGAUUUGGUUGCUCUUCUCUGGAAGUGCCUCGUUAUGGGUUGCUUGGCAUAAACUCCACAACUGUAGCAAAGUUUUAAGCUUAUGGGAUCAGCCUGAAACAGCCUCGAACUCUUGGAAUUGGAAGUGCUUGUUAAGGCUUAGAAAUUUGGCUGAAGGUUUUAUUAAAUGCACCAUUGGUAAUGGAAGGGAAGCAAGUUUCUGGUUUGAUAAUUGGACCCCCUUCGGUCCCCUAAUCAAGUUCAUCGGAUACCAAGGCCCCAGAGACCUAAGGGUCCCUCGACAAGCAAAAGUAGCAGAUGUAUGUGACUCUAAUGGUUGGAAACUGGCGGACCCAAGAUCUGAACAAGCCCUUCAACUCCAUAUUCACCUUACCACGACAAGGAACAUCAGUGAAGCACACAAUACAGACUCUUAUGAGUGGGUGGUGGACAAUAAAAAAUGCAAUGGUUUCUCGUCACCAAGAACCUAG